UAACGGUGACGAGAGGAGGAACGGUCUCUUCAUUUUUUCCAACGUUUCUCGUCAACCAAACAAGAGAUGGAAAACAAAGAAAAAAAUGGGAGUGUUGCUACUACUUCCCGAGAAUGCGAUCAUUUCACUAUUGAGAAACCUUGAGCUCCUAGAGCUACAACUGCGAUCUACGAUGAGGGGAAGUCUAUUCAAACUAGGGCUAUUCCUUUCAGUGCUUUCGUUAUUUUCAAUCCCUUCUCAGUCAGCGGUUUCGAGCAUAGAUCUAGGCUCAGAAUGGCUCAAGGUCGCCGUUGUUAAUCUGAAACCCGGACAGAGUCCGAUCUCCAUCGCCAUCAAUGAGAUGUCGAAGAGGAAAUCCUCGGCCUUAGUCGCGUUCCAGUCUGGGACACGACUACUCGGAGAGGAAGCAGCCGGGAUAGUUGCCCGGUACCCAAGCAAAGUUUACUCUAAUCUCCGGGAGAUGGUUGGAAAACCAUUCAAACACGUCAAGAACUUCGUUGACUCAAUGUAUUUGCCAUUCGAUAUUGUGGAAGAUUAUAGGGGUGCUGUUGGCAUCAAAACUGAUGAUGGAACUAUCUAUUCAGUUGAGGAGUUAUUGGCUAUGAUUUUGAGUUAUGGAAUGAAUCUAGCUGAGAUUCACUCCAAGGUGCCUGUUAAGGAUGCCGUGAUUUCAGUGCCGCCUUACUUUGGACAGGCAGAGCGAAGAGGACUGUUGCAGGCCGCGCAGCUGGCAGGAAUUAAUGCUCUUUCAUUGAUCAAUGAGCAUUCGGGUGCUGCCUUACAGUAUGGGAUUGAUAAGGAUUUUUCAAAUGGAUCGAGGCAUGUUAUUUUCUAUGAUAUGGGUGCUGGCAGUACUUAUGCAGUGUUGGUUUAUUUCUCAGCUUAUAAUGCCAAGGAGUAUGGAAAGACUGUGUCAGUGAACCAGUUUCAGGUUAAGGAUGUUAGAUGGGAUCCAGAUCUUGGUGGUCAGAAUAUGGAAUCAAGGUUGGUGGAAUACUUUGCUGAUGAGUUUAAUAAACAAGUUAGAAAUGGAGUGGAUGUGAGGAAUUCUCCCAAGGCAAUGGCUAAAUUAAAGAAACAGGUUAAACGUACAAAGGAAAUCUUAAGUGCUAACACAAUGGCGCCGAUUUCAGUUGAAUCCUUUUACGAUGACCGGGACUUCAGGAGCUCCAUUACACGUGAGAAGUUUGAAAAACUUUGUAAUGAUCUGUGGGAUAGAGCACUUGCGCCCAUGAAAGAAGUACUUAGGCAUUCAAAUUUGACUGUGGACGAGAUAUACGCAGUGGAGCUAAUUGGAGGUGCUACAAGAGUGCCAAAGUUGCAGGCUAAGCUCCAGGAAUUUCUUGGAAGGAAUGAGCCGGACAAACAUCUGGAUGCUGAUGAAGCUAUAGUUCUUGGCAGUGCACUGCAUGCUGCAAAUUUAAGUGAUGGAAUCAAAUUGAACCGUAAAUUAGGAAUGGUUGAUGGUUCAUCAUAUGGGUUUUUGGUUGAAUUAGAUGGACUGGAUCUUUUGAAAGAUGAUACUACUAGGCAGUUACUUGUGCCAAGGAUGAAGAAGCUUCCCAUAAAGAUGUUCAGAUCCUUUAUUCAUAACAAAGAUUUUGAAGUUUCUCUUGCUUAUGAAAAUGAAGAUCUUUUGCCACCUGGUGUUACCUCUCCUAUAUUUGCUCAAUAUUCUGUGUCUGGGGUAACAGAUGCCAGCGAGAAGUAUUCAUCUCGGAAUUUGUCUUCCCCUAUUAAGACUAAUCUGCAUUUCUCACUCAGUAGAAGUGGAAUUAUUUCCCUAGAUCAAGCAGCUGCUGUCAUUGAAAUAUCAGAAUGGGUGGAAGUUCCAAAGAAGAAUCUAACGGUGGAAAAUGAAACUAAUACCUCUCCUAACAUAUCCGUUGAUGCUGGUGCUAAGAACUCUUCAGAAGAAAAUACUGAUAAUGUGCACCUCAAUGCCAACUAUGCAAUUGCACCCAACUCCACUGAAGAACCAAGCACAUCUGAUCUUGGUACCGAGAAAAAACUGAAAAAGCGGACAUUCAGAGUUAAAUUGAAGGUAGUUGAAAAGACAGUGGGAACUGGAAUGCCUCUUUCAAAAGAAGUCCUCGCUGAGGCUAAAGGCAAACUAGAAUCGCUGGUCAAAAGGGAUGCAGAGCGGAGAAGAACUGCUGAGUUGAAAAAUAGCCUUGAAGCAUACAUAUAUGCUACAAAAGAAAAGCUUGAAACAUCUGAGGAGUUCCAAAAAGUUGCUAGCAGUGACGAACGCAAAGCAUUCAUUGAAAAGCUUGAUGAGGCGCAAGAUUGGCUGUAUACUGAUGGUGAAGAUGCUACUGCUACAGAGUUUCAGGAACGCCUAGAUUUGCUGAAAGCCAUAGGUGAUCCAAUUUUUUUCAGAUAUAAAGAGUUGUCUGCGAGACCAGCUGCAAUGAAACUUGCUCAAAGAUACCUUGAUGAGCAACAACAGAUUGUAAGUGACUGGGAGAAUGAUAAACCUUGGCUUCCAAAAGAUAAAGUUGAUGAGGUUGUGAAUGAUGUCCAGAAGUUCAAGAGUUGGUUGGAUGAGAAAGAGGCUGAGCAGAAUCAGGCUUCUGGUUUCAUCACACCAGUUCUCACAUCCGAAGAAGUAUACGGGAAGGUAUCCAGUCUGGAAGACAAGGUGGUCAGUAUCAAAAAAAUUUCAAAGCCAAAGCCUAAAAUUAAGAAGCCAAUUGAGAAAGAAACUGAUAGCAGUGGAGACGAGAACAAGACCAACUCAGCACCUGAGGAUAAAUCCUCUGAAGAUGAUAAACCAGCUGGCGAUUCGGAUGGCCCAGCAAACUCAGCCUCGACCGAGGGAGAAGUUAACCCAGAACCUGAGUCUUAUGAUGAAUUGUGAUUUUCAAGCCAGUGUUGAUCAUCUACACGGUGAGUUAUACGUAGGAGACACUGAUAGAAGUAGUUUUUAGUGCUGCAAUUUUGAACCAUCAGAUAAGAGUCUGGAAACACCAAUACCCAUACGAUUUGCAUGUGUUAAGCAUGCCGCCAGCGUUCAUCCCGAGUCAGGAUCGAACUCUCCAUGAGAUUCAUAGUUGCAUUCCUUAUAGCUUCCUCGUUCAUAGACGAGCCCAUUUUUCCAAUAAAGCUGCUUAGCAUGUCAUCAUAAAGAUCGAUUAUGGCCUUGCUAGUCCUUUCGCAGCUGUUCAAAAGCUCAUAUAGUAACAUUCAUAUCCCCAACCUUGAUUAAUUAUAAUGCUCUGUACCACCAUAAUCAGUGACUUGGACCGUUUACAGGGAUGGAUACUAUUUUUUGGUAUUUAUCGGGAGUUUUGAUUAUCAUUAUGAGUUAACUUAUUAGAGAAUAUACUGGGAUAUGUGUAGUGCUGGUUAUAUAAUGAAAACUUUUAUAUUCAAUCCAUGUUUAAAUUAUUUUCUGAAAAUGGAAUCUCUGAUGUAAAAAA
Messenger RNA from Tripterygium wilfordii, 3425 nucleotides. Its product is annotated as heat shock 70 kDa protein 17-like. Gene Ontology annotation, cellular component: endoplasmic reticulum chaperone complex. NCBI's taxonomy places the organism in Eukaryota, Viridiplantae, Streptophyta, Magnoliopsida, Celastrales, Celastraceae. The record is from RefSeq and is a predicted model, not a curated record. Gene Ontology annotation, biological process: negative regulation of hypoxia-induced intrinsic apoptotic signaling pathway; endoplasmic reticulum unfolded protein response; cellular response to hypoxia. The transcript has 15 exons. Gene Ontology annotation, molecular function: ATP binding; ATP-dependent protein folding chaperone. The coding region runs from base 86 to 2863 and encodes 925 amino acids.